This is a messenger RNA of Botrytis fragariae, 693 nucleotides long. Its product is annotated as putative c-24 sterol reductase protein. Bases 1 to 693 code for a protein of 230 amino acids. Gene Ontology annotation, biological process: regulation of DNA-templated transcription. The transcript is spliced from 3 exons. Gene Ontology annotation, molecular function: DNA-binding transcription factor activity, RNA polymerase II-specific; zinc ion binding. The record is from RefSeq and is a predicted model, not a curated record. Lineage: Eukaryota; Fungi; Ascomycota; Leotiomycetes; Helotiales; Sclerotiniaceae.
AUGUGCAUAUAUGUUGAUAAACUGCCGUGUGCGUUACCUGGUUUUAGAAUUGUCGAAGGAAAAUACAUUAUGGAAGCGACCGCGGAGCCACGGACUUCACAGCCUCCUGGUCAUACCGCUACGCAUCAGUCUCGUGCUAUUCGUUGCGACAGACGAUUUCCUUGUUCGAACUGCCAAACAGCCAAUCUAUCAUGUCGAACUUUGAUUCGGCGGCCUGUGUUGGCUCAGGUGAGACCAAGCACCAGAAAUAACGAACACAUCAGAUUUAACCGGCUCGAGGAGCAGCUUUCCGAUAUUCAGCAGACUUUGUCAAUGCUGCAAAGCAGUCUAAUGGAGCUAAAAGUAUCUGAUCAUCUUUCCAAUUCAGCAGAAAUGAGAGAGAAACCCGACACCACGGGUAAAAAGCACACUGCAACAGUCAUAAAAGACGGCUCAAGCCUGCCGUCUCCAGAAAUGAUCGCCUAUGAAGGUGCAUCAUCUCUUAGUGUUCAGUCACACCUUGCAAGCGAGAUGUUUCGAGACCUAGUCAAAGGCAACCCUCUUAAUAGUUCGGCCCCUGAUAUCAGUAUGGAGUACUCGCAGCUCGACAAGGCUUUGAAUCGCAAUGACCCACAGUCACUUCUUUACGACAAAUCCUUUCCAGAGACAGAAACUCAACAGAAGUCUGAAGGGAAUACCGUAAUGCCCCCUUGA